AUGACCUGUACCAUCACCCCCGCAAGAGCGUCAUCCAAGCGCCAACGGAAGACCUCCGCACCAGAAACAACGGGCGGUGGGACGGCGGCAAUACACACGACGUCAAGGCGUACGACAGCCAGGUAUCAUGACCAGGGACAACGAUACUGCCAGGAGCACGGCUGUACAGCACAGCCAUCGUACGGCCAAGCCCACAACAAUAAUGCACAGUUCUGCUCUCAGCACUCUAAGCCAGGGAUGACGAAACUCACGAAGAAGAGGUGCGGCCAUGCAGGGUGCAUCAAGCAGCCUUCAUAUGGCAAAGACGGCAGCAAGAAGCGAGAGUUCUGCUCUCAGCACGCUCAACCGGGUAUGGUUGACGUCGUCAGCAAGAGGUGCUGCCAUCCAGGGUGCAUGACUCAACCGUCGUAUGGUAAUGUCGGUAGCAAGCCGGACUUCUGCGCUCAACACGCGCAGCAGGGCAUGGUCCGUGUUGGUGGUAGAAGAUGCGACCAUCCAAGGUGCAUGAAGCAGCCUUCUCAUGGUAGAGCCGGCAGCAAGAUAGCGGAUUUCUGCUCUCAACACGCGCAACAGGACAUGGUCUCUGUUCGUGGUAGAAGAUGCGGCCAUCCAGGGUGCACCACGCAGCCUUCAUAUGGUAAGGCCGGGAGCAAGACGCGGGAGUUUUGCGCUCAGCACGCGCAACAGGGUAUGGUCCCUGGUCGUGGUCGAAGAUGCGGAAGUGCAGGGUGCAUCAAGCAGCCUUCAUAUGGCAAAGACGGCAGCAAGAAUGCGCAGUUCUGCUUUCAGCACUCUCAACAGGGCAUGGUCAAUGUCGUGAAGAAGAGGUGCGGUCAUCCAGGGUGCAUGACUCGGCCGUCGUAUGGCAGAGUCGGGAGCAAGAAGGCGGAAUUCUGUGCCCAGCAUGCGCCCAUCCAGGUUGCAUAAAGCAGGCAGCCUAUGGACACGACAGCAGCAAGAAGCUGGGGUUCUUUCCCAAAAACACCAUCGAAAACAACCCCCCCCCAAAAAACAAAAGCCACAGUUCACACGAAAAAAAAAACGGCGCGGAGCCAAGAGGCAGCAGCGACAGAUUCGAAACGCCCUUGCAGACACAGUGAGAAGACACCUGACUCUCAUGCCGCACCCUCAGGUCUCAGCACGCGCGGCAGGGCAUGGUCAAUGUGCGGCGUGCGUAUACUAGAAACUAUUACCGCAUGUGUGUGUUGGAUAUUUGCAUCGCAUGGCACAUUCGAUAACCAUAGGUACACAGCGAUACGUACAAUAUCGCUCUCACCAGUAGUGCAGGCGUGUAUUCUGUGCUUGAGUACAUUUGGUAGGAUAACUCUGUUCGGUUAGACUAACCGUUUAUUGUUUUGUCGAUUUCUAGAACAAGUUUUAUUCUGGUGAACGUUGAUUUUGUUCUUGACAUACGUAUUGU
Molecule: messenger RNA, 1420 nt
Organism: Ectocarpus siliculosus
Lineage: Eukaryota; Phaeophyceae; Ectocarpales; Ectocarpaceae
Source: the annotation of a GenBank genome assembly